Molecule: messenger RNA, 2209 nt
Organism: Cylas formicarius (sweet potato weevil)
Lineage: Eukaryota; Metazoa; Arthropoda; Insecta; Coleoptera; Brentidae
Product: modular serine protease-like
Exons: 13
Coding region: 237-2165 (642 amino acids)
Biological process (GO): acrosome reaction; proteolysis
Molecular function (GO): serine-type endopeptidase activity; protein binding
Source: RefSeq, a predicted model, not a curated record
GCGAGAAUCCUGAGGUAAAUCCCUGCCGCACGCGUUACGUCAUUGACCUUAGGCCGAAAAACAGCCUUUCUCGGCAUAAUUGCGCGAGGGAUUUCCGCCUAACCGCCAGCGACGCCAACCAGAUCGACGAGUUUUCGACGAAUUCGAAUAAAAUCGGAUUCGCGAAUAGUCUGCGUCGUCGGUCGUCGCGGUAAUCUUUGUAAUUGACUAUAUCGUGACGGACACAUUUUAAUAAAAUGAGGACCGCCGGUUGUUAUUGUGCCAUCGCGGUCUUUGUGUGCGGUUUGGGUUGGGGCGCGAGCGUGUCGGGCCGAAUAAGAAGACAAUGGGUUUGGCCGCAGGAAUCUCACGAGGUCCAGCAAGUAGCCGGCAACUGUACCGGAGGAUUCCAAUGCAAAACGACGCCCGAUUGCAUCGAUCCGGACAAACAAUGCAACGGCGUAGAGGACUGUAAGGACGGGAGCGAUGAAUACGAGAACAUUUGCAAGGACAUACCCUGUUACGGUUAUCUAUUUAAAUGCGCUUACGGGGCUUGCAUCGGCGGCGACCAAAAAUGCAACGGCGUUAAGGAUUGCAAGGAUAACUCAGACGAGGAAAACUGUCCGGUAGAGAAGAAGGGUAACAUCUAUUGCAGAUCGGACCAGUUUGAAUGCGACAACGGCCAAUGCAUAGAGGUGGACGGAAAAUGCAACGGCGUAGCGGACUGCGAGGACAAAAGUGACGAAGCCCAGAGUCUGUGCUACAACAUCUACUGUCCGGGCUACUCUUUCAAAUGCGCAUACGGAGCGUGCGUGGAUCGAGACGCGCCCUGCAACAACGUACAAGACUGUCUGGACAAUUCAGACGAAGACGAAAAACUGUGCGGUCCAGUCGUCACACCGCCCGUCACGCCCGGCGGCCAAGAUGGCGCAUCGGGCGGUUGCACGACCCCCGCGCAACCCACCGACGGACAGUGGACCCGCGACAACGUUAAAGGGACUGAAGGUCAAAGGGUCGGGAUCGGCUCCCUCAUCAAGUUUACGUGUAACGGGGGCUACAGGUUGUCGACGGUGAGGGAUCAGGAGAUCGUUGAGUGCAAAGAAAACGGAUGGAGUUUGACGCAGAUGCCGCAUUGUGAAAAACUUUGCCCGCCGUACUACAGCACCAAAACGACGAUCCUAAAAUGCACGGAAGCGGAAAGCGGGUCGGAGGUGCCGUGCGACAAGGCGACCGCCGGCACCAGAUUGACGUUCAAGUGCUCCAGGUUUUACGAGCCGCCCAAGGGCGUCAAACUCAACAGGUACUGUCUCGAAAACGGACUCUGGGACGGUGACAGACCGGAGUGCGUAGUAGUAUGCGGAGAGCAACGGGUGACGGCAAUACCGCUUUUGGUGGACGGAAAAGAAAUAGAAGCGGGCGAGUUCCCGUGGACGAUUGCCAUUUACAGGAAAUCGCCGUCCGGGUCCUACAGGAACAUAUGCGGGGGAUCGAUGCUCACUCAAAAUUUGGUCCUUACGGCCGGGCAUUGCGUAACGGACAGUAAGGGCAGACCUCGUGACACCGCCAUUUACAAAAUCGCGGCCGGGAAAUACUACAACCGAUACAUGGACGAGAGAGAUAACAAGACUGUAGAAUACGCGGACAUCAAGACGAUUUUGGUCAAUCCGCAAUACGGCGGAAGUAAUCAGAAUUACUUGGGCGACAUGGCGAUACUCGUACUGAAUAGGGUCAUUCCCUUAUCACAGGUGAUCCAGCCGAUAUGUUACACGAAUUUGGCGGAAAUGACCGUCCAUUACAACGACUUGGGCGUGGUGACCGGUUGGGGAUACACGGAAGCGGACGGCGUCCCGUCCGACACCCUGAAGAAGCUGGAACUGCCCUACACGAACAUCGACGAAUGCAAGGCCACCUUACCGCCCGUGUGGGUCGACAGGUUUUUCACCUACGAUAAAAUGUGCGGCGGUUUCUAUAACAAAAGCAGGAGCGUAUGCAAGGGGGAUAGCGGCGGAGCGUUCGCCUUCGAGAACGAGUUCCACAGGUUUUACGUCAUCGGCAUUGUCAGUAUCAGUCACUCCUACAAAAAGGAUACGUGCAACAUCGAACAAAACGCCCUGUUUACGAGAGUGGCGGAUCACGCGAACUGGUUAGAGUACCAAGUCUCGCAGUACUCCGAUUUGAAGUCUUGAAAUAAUUAGACCGAAUAAACGGACGUUUUUUUUUCUCCAAGUUU